AUGGUGGGUGCAGAUCAGAUCAAGAUCGACGAUGACGACGAGUCUGUCGCCAAAGCGUACCUCCGUGACACGGCAGGCUCGACGCAGGCCAAUGGCAUCGACGUCGACUCGCCCUUUUCAGAGUCAGACGACAAGCCAGCGGACGGGCGGACGGGCGCAUACGUUGAGGGGACCCGGCGGAUCUACUUUGAUCGGGACAAUGUGCCCAUUGCAGACCCAGAAGACGACGGUCCCUUGCCAAUGUAUUGGCAUGUUGACGAUCCCUGGACGAUGACAGACAACUACUUCUCCAGUGGGCCAAAGAAACAGAUCAAGUCUCUCGUGUCCCAGCAGAUCGACUCCUUCAACGAUUUCCUCAACAACAGUAUGCAGGAAAUCGUCGACGAGAACUCAAAGCUCGUACUCGAUCAAGAGCUGCAGUUCCAAGGCACCGCAGAGAAGCUGAGGAGAUAUGAGAUCAACUUUGGCCAGGUCUAUCUGUCGCAACCCACUCAGACCGAAGCAGACGGAUCUGUCGCCGCUCUCUUCCCCCAAGAGGCUCGACUCAGGAACCUCACUUAUUCGUCACCCCUCUAUGUCGACGUCAGUAUGACCGUCAAAGUACCCCAUCCCGAUGGCGAGCUCGAUGAGAACGGUGAGAUCGAAUGGAUCACAGAGGAGGACGAGGCGGGCAUGCAACAGAUCUCCCAGCACCGAGAAUAUCUCGGCAAGGUUCCGAUGAUGAUCAAGUCCAGAUUCUGUCAUCUGCUCAAGAUGGAAGAGGACGCACUUUUCAAUGCUGACGAGUGCCCGCUUGACAAGGGAGGUUACUUUAUCAUCAACGGCUCCGAAAAGGUCCUCAUUGCGCAAGAGAGAAUGGCGGGCAACACCGUUUACGUCUUUGGCAAAGCUCCUCCGUCGCCCAUUGCCUACCUAGCAGAGAUCCGCAGUGUCGUCGAGUCGGGCAGUCAGACACCCUCCAGCUUGACCGUCAAGAUGAUGCGGGCCGGCAAUCCCGACAAAGUUGGUGGCGCGACAGGCUCAGUCAUCCGUGUUACUCUGCCUUAUAUUCGUGCCGAUAUACCGAUCCUAGUCGUCUUCCGUGCGCUGGGCAUCAUACCCGACAAGGACAUUCUCCAGCACAUCUGUUACGAUCCCAACGACACCGACAUGUACGAGCUGCUCAAGCCUUCCCUAGAAGAGGCCUUCCCCGUGCAAGAUCAGAACGUCGCUCUCGACUUUAUUGGGCGACGUGGUACUGCUGCCGGACUCACUCGCGACAAGCGUAUCCAGUACGCUCGCGAUGUCUUGCAAAAGGAGGUCUUGCCGCACGUCUCGACAUCUGCAGGCUCACAUCAAAAGAAGGCCUACUUCUUCGGCUACAUGAUCCACCGACUGCUCAUGGCGGCCAUGCAAAGAAGAGACCUAGACGAUCGUGAUCACUUUGGCAAGAAGAGACUCGAUCUGGCAGGCCCACUUGUUGCCAGUCUUUUCCGAACGCUCUUCAAGAAGAUGAUCAAAGACGUCUACCGGUACCUGCAAAAGUGCGUCGACACGCAGAAGGAGUUCAAGAUGAACAAUGCCAUACGAGCCUCAACGAUCACGAACGGACUCAAGUAUUCUCUCGCUACAGGCAAUUGGGGCGAACAGAAGAAAGCAGCCGCAGCUCGCGCGGGUGUCUCGCAAGUGCUCAACCGUUAUACGUUUGCGUCGACCCUAUCGCAUUUGCGAAGGACGAAUACACCAAUUGGUCGUGAUGGCAAGAUCGCGAAACCUCGUCAGUUGCAUAACACACAUUGGGGUAUGGUCUGUCCUGCCGAGACGCCUGAAGGUCAAGCGUGCGGUCUGGUCAAAAACUUGGCUCUGAUGUCCUACAUCACCGUCGGCACGGCGAUAAGACCGAUCAUCGACUUUUUGCAAGAUUGGGGGUCAGUCUCGCUCGAAGAAGUGACGGAUCUGCGCAAAGGUGCCAAAGUCUUUGUCAACGGUUUCUGGCAAGGCGUGCAUCCCAACCCAGAUGUACUCAUGAAGGUCUUGCUCAGAUUGCGACGAACCGGUACUCUCAACAAGUCUGUCAGUAUCGUCCGAGAUAUUCGCGAGCGCGAGAUCCGGAUCUUCGCCGACCCUGGUCGUGUCUGUCGACCGCUCCUCAUUGUGCAAGACCAGCAGCUACGUCUAAGACGCUGUCAUCUUGACUUGCUCAUGCGCGAUCCGGCUUCCGACUACGCUGCAGGCUUUGACGACAUGACAAACUGGGGUAUCGUCGAGUUUCUCGAUGCUGAAGAGGAAGAGAUGGCCAUGAUCUGCAUGACCUAUGAGGACCUCGAAGCUGCUUACUAUGCUCAUGAUAAGGAUCACGCAAAACAAGGAGUUGAUCCCACUGCUCGGUUGCGCUCUGCCAUUACGGCCAGUCAAGCUCAGCGAUGGACCCAUUGCGAGAUCCAUCCAGCUAUGAUCUUGGGUAUCUGUGCUUCCAUCAUUCCUUUCCCUGAUCACAAUCAGUCACCUCGUAACACAUAUCAGUCUGCGAUGGGCAAGCAAGCCAUGGGCGUCUACCUGACCAAUUAUCAAGUCCGUCUCGAUACAAUGGCAAACAUUCUGUUCUACCCGCAAAAGCCGCUGGCCACUACGCGAUCGAUGGACUAUCUGCACUUCAGACAAUUACCUGCCGGUCAAAAUGCUAUCGUUGCCAUUUUAUGCUAUUCGGGCUAUAACCAAGAAGAUUCGGUCAUCAUGAACCAAAGCGCUAUCGAUCGCGGUCUCUUCAGAAGUUUCUACUACCGUACUUAUAUGGAUACCGAGAAACGGCAAGGUGCGCUACAGAUGGAGAGCUUCGAGAAGCCAAGUCGACUUGAUACGCUCCGUCUCAAGCGAGGUACGUACGACAAGCUAGGCGAUGAUGGCUUUGUGCGCGUGGGCGAGCAAGUCAGAGGUGGUGAUAUUAUCAUUGGUAAGACUGCUCCGAUUGCGCCAGACUCUGAAGAGCUCGGUCAGCGAACGAAAGAUCACGUCAAGCGAGAUGUGUCGACGCCUCUCAAGAGCACCGAAGAGGGCUACAUCGAUCGUGUCAUGAUCACAACGAACGCAGACGGACUCAAGUUUGCAAAAGUACGAGUUCGCUCUACUCGCAUACCUCAGACGGGCGACAAGUUUGCCUCGCGUCAUGGUCAGAAGGGUACGAUCGGUAUCACCUACCAGCAGAACGAUAUGCCUUUCACGUCAGAAGGCAUCGUACCGGAUCUCAUCAUCAAUCCACACGCUAUCCCUUCGCGAAUGACGAUUGGCCAUUUGGUCGAAUGUCUGCUCAGCAAAGUUUCCGCUCUGACGGGCCAAGAAGGCGAUGCUACGCCCUUUUCCGAUGUCACUGUUGAUUCGGUUUCGUCUGUACUUAAAGCUCAAGGGUUCCAAGAUCGUGGUCUGGAGAUCAUGUCGAAUGGUCAUACGGGUCGCAAGCUGGCUGCGCAGGUCUAUCUCGGUCCGACAUACUAUCAGCGUCUGAAGCAUAUGGUCGAUGACAAGAUCCAUUCUCGGGCUCGUGGCCCGGUGCAGAUCCUGACGCGUCAGCCUGUCGAAGGUCGUAGUCGAGAUGGCGGUCUCCGAUUUGGAGAAAUGGAGCGAGAUUGCAUGAUCGCACAUGGCGUCGCAGGAUUCCUCAAGGAACGUAUGUUCGAGGCGAGCGACGCUUUCCGCAUUCAUGUCUGCGAUAUUUGCGGCAUGACUGCGAUUGCCAACCUGAUGAAGCAAACCUUCGAGUGCCGAGCAUGCAAGAACAAGACGGCCAUCUCGCAAGUCCUCGUGCCCUACAGCGCCAAGCUGCUCUUCUCCGAACUCCAAGCGAUGAAUAUAGCGACGCGCAUUGUAUUCACAAAGGGUGCUGGCGCACGACAGAACGAAAAUCCGGGCCAACAGGCAAUGGUCAACGGUCACGGGGCAGACUCGCCCUCCAGCCGGGCCAGCUCUUCACCUAGCAGCAAUGGCUUCGCAGGCACGCCGCCGCCUAUGUAG
Messenger RNA from Mixia osmundae IAM 14324, 3984 nucleotides. RefSeq lists its product as uncharacterized. The transcript has 5 exons. NCBI's taxonomy places the organism in Eukaryota, Fungi, Basidiomycota, Mixiomycetes, Mixiales, Mixiaceae. Gene Ontology annotation, biological process: DNA-templated transcription. Bases 1 to 3984 code for a protein of 1327 amino acids. The record is from RefSeq and is a predicted model, not a curated record. Gene Ontology annotation, molecular function: DNA-directed RNA polymerase activity; DNA binding; ribonucleoside binding. Gene Ontology annotation, cellular component: RNA polymerase II, core complex.